This is a messenger RNA of Torulaspora globosa, 1812 nucleotides long. RefSeq names its product pheromone-regulated protein PRM2 (gene PRM2). Bases 1 to 1812 code for a protein of 603 amino acids. Lineage: Eukaryota; Fungi; Ascomycota; Saccharomycetes; Saccharomycetales; Saccharomycetaceae. The transcript has a single exon. The record is from RefSeq and is a predicted model, not a curated record.
AUGCCUUAUUUGUUGUCUGUCCCUUCGUUGCCCAAGCGCCUACUUCGCUGUCCGUUCGAACCUGUCGCGCUGACCUUGAUAUUAACCUCGUUAUUAUCAAUAUGGUCGUCCUACACUCUAAUAGUACUAAAUGUGGUUGCAACAAGCGACAUUGGUCCUGCUGCGAGUCCUACCGUGACUGCAAGUAGCACCGCCACGGUUACCACGAGCCUUGCGCCUACCACAACACUUCAAGCCUCGGUUAACCUCAAUGAGAGUGCCAUUGAAACAGCCAUAGACAAGUAUAGUCGGCGCAAAAUUGACCAUGUAAAUGACUGGAUUAACUCGCAAGUUUUGUCCCCCUUGUGCUCAGAAUGGCAGCAAGACCUGAAACACUGGAACGAUUCCUUAAAUGUGGCAAUGGACACGAAAAUACAAGACUAUAACUCAUUCCUAGCGUUCAAGAAUAGAAUUGUGACCCAGUUCCAACAAGAUUCUGCUCGAAUUAAUGAAACGCUGGACAUUUUGUCACGGACAGCGCUAACGGUUGGCUCACUAAACAGUCAAGAACUGGCCCAAAAUUUCACCGUGAGAUACUGGACAAUCGAUGAUCUUUUCGCUAAUAUUUCAUCAAGUAUGACAGAAGCCAGGACUGUCUUCGAAAAGGUCCAGACUCCGACCAUCUCAUGCCCGGUGUUCUCUCUUACGUUUACGAACAUUUCGGCUGAUCUAGCGAACAUUACGAGCAACCUUACUGCUGCGCUGAGUGAUAUUGCAGAGUCAGGUAAGUCGGUUCUGUCAACUACCGAAAAAGGGUUCAAUCGAGAGACAUCUCUGAAGGUAGCCCGGCAUGAUGAAACUUUGAGAAUUUUACACAACCGUUGCAGCCUACUGACCCUCGUAACCUGUGCCAUCUAUUUUACCACGGUGAUCUUUCUUUGUGCCUACGAGAUUCUCAAAUUCUCGUUGGAAAGAUCUACCUUUAACCUGCACAUGGCCGACAUGCUCGAUCAGUACUUCACUCGAACGGAAUUAUAUCAUGACGAAAUCAAGUCGCAGCAGAAAAUACGAUCCACGACACAGAACCUCAUAUUUUCCCUCCAAGAAUCGACGGUGCAUAAAGUUUCAGAAAUCAUUUAUUCAAAGCUAAGAUUCAAGCUGAACUGGCCGCGGCUGACGACUGUAUGCUGGUGGAUUUGGUCUAGUGGAAGAAUAUUCUGGAUAUUAUUCUUUUACGCAGCAAUUCACUAUCAAAUGAUGUUGUCUAUAGUUCGGGUCCACCCAGGAGGAACGACUGAGCUUGGAUCAACGUCAAUGAGCAAAAGCACCCUUUCGGAAAUGCACGGCGCAAAUCUAACAUUCGAUUCGACAUCGAUAUAUCUGAUGUCCCUCCAAGCAUGUAAAAAUUUCGAGCAGAGCUUUGAUAAGGUUUUAACCGGCUCGGUAAAUACAUAUCUGACCGAUUUAGCCAAUGCGCAGAUCAACGAAAUCAAUUCCAAAAUGGUCUCCCAGGUCACCCCAUUCGACACUAUUUCGUGGGAAAAUAUCACAUCGGUGCAAGCACUCUCUUUCUCGAUAUUACCAGCAAGUGAUGAUGAGAUCUCAUUGGGCUAUUCAAUCAUAAGCGAAGUCAUAAGGCCGAGCGUCAGUAUUAUUGAUACGACGACACAAAAAAUGCGUCUGAAAACUUCAGAAAAAGAACUUUCGACGGAGCAAAAUAAACGCUACCUAGCAAAAUCAUGUCGCCUAACCUACAAGUGGGCGUUGAUCGCCCUGAUAAUGGCAGCCAUAAUUCACCAUUUGCUAGGCUCCAUAAUAUUAACUUGGCUUUAA